AUGCCUGGUCUUAAUCCGGAGAUUGCAGUCCAUAAGCUUGCAAUUCACCCUGAGAAACAGCCAAUUAAACAGCCUCAGAGGCGAACUCGACCAGAGCUUACAGCCCAAAUUGAAGCCGAAGUCGACAAGCUUAUUAAUGCAGGAUUCAUUAGGGAAGUCCAAUAUCCAACUUGGCUAGCAAACAUAGUGCCAGUCAAGAAAAAGAAUGGUCAAAUCAGGGUUUGCAUUGAUUUCCGUGAUUUCAAUGAGGCUUGUCCUAAAGAUGACUUUCCUUUGCCCAUCACUGAACUUCUUGUAGAUGCAACUACUGGGUAUGAAACCUUGUCUUUUAUGGAUGGAUAUUCAGGAUACAAUCAAAUCCGAAUGGCACCUGAAGAUGAAGAAAUGACUGCAUUCAGGACUCCGAGAGGAGUCUUUUGCUAUAAGGUAAUGCCUUUUGGCCUGAAAAAUGCUGGGGCCAUGUAUCAAAGGGCGAUGACUAUAAUUUUUGGUGAUAUGCUCCAUGACACCAUCGAAUGCUAUGUUGAUGAUCUUGUCGUCAAGACAAAGGAAAAGGAAAACCAUGUGGAAGAUUUGAGAAAAAUCUUCGAACGUUUGAGGAGGUACAAACUCAAGAUGAACCCACUAAAAUGUGCAUUUGGAGUUUCAUCAGGAAAAUUUCUUGGGUUUGUGGUUCGAAACAAAGGGAUUGAAAUUGACCCUACCAAGAUUAAAGCCAUUGCCGAAAUGCCUCCUCCACGAAAUUUAAGGGAAUUGAAAGGGCUACAAGGGAGAUUGGCCUAUAUCCGAAGAUUUAUUUCUAACUUGGCUGGUCGAUGUUUGCCAUUCUCAAGAUUGAUGAAAAAUGGUGUUCCAUUUGAAUGGGAUCAGCAGUGCCAAAAUGCUUUUAAUAGUAUUAAGGAGUAUCUUUUGAAGCCUCCAGUACUCAUGAGCCCAACAAAAGGGAAACCACUUUUGUUGUAUAUAACAGCCUUGGAUGGUUCGUUAGGGGCACUGUUGGCACAACAUAAUGAGCAUGGGAAAGAAAAUGCCUUGUAUUACUUGAGUCGUACUUUGGUUGGGGCAGAAGUCAAUUACUCCCCUAUCGAAAAGACAUGUCUUGCCUUGGUGUUCGCCUUACAAAAACUAAAGCACUAUGUCUUGGAACACGAAGUUAGGUUGAUAUCAAGAGCAGACCCCUUGAAAUAUAUACUUUCACGGCCCAUACUUUCAGGGAAAAUUGCAAAGUGGGCUGUAAUUCUCCAACAAUUCGCAAUUGAAUAUGUUCCCCAAAGAGCUGUAAAGGGGCAGGCUCUAGCAGAUUUUUUGGCAGCACAUCCUAUACCUGAUGACUCACCUCUAGUAACUGAUUUACCAGAUGAAGAGGUUAUGCAAGUAGAAAUUCAGAAAGGAUGGGAGAUGUAUUUUGAUGGAGCUUCAAGGAGUCCAGAUGGCAAGAAGCAAGAAAAUCCUAAAAACAAUAAAGCUGGAAUUGGAAUUGUGUUUGUGACUCCAGACAAUGCUAUAAUCACCCAUUCUUUCGCCUUAAGUGAAGGAUGCUCCAAUAAUGAAGCAGAAUAUGAAGCUGUAAUUGCUGGAUUAGAAUUGGCGUUACAAAUUCCUAUUGAAGAACUCUCAAUUUAUGGAGAUUCGGAACUGGUAGUAAAGCAACUUCGUGGAGAAUACAUUGUUAAGAAAACAAGUCUCAUCCCGUAUCAUGAAAGGGCUGAUCAAUUGCUUUCGCAAUUCAGGAAAACACACACUUUCCAUGUGAAGAGAAGAACAAAUGCUCGAGCUGAUUCACUUGCAAGUUUGGCUGCAUCACUCACCCUACCAGAUAGCAAAACAAUUACUAUCACGGUAGGUGAAAGAAGGGUGUUACAACCUUUAAAAGAGGUUUCUGACUUGGUUCCAAUCUUGGUCGUCACCACGAAAGGAGAAAACGAGGAGGAUUGGCGGGAACCAUUCAUGGCUUACCUCCAACAUGGUAGGCUACCUGAAGAUAAAGUAAAAAGAAUUGAAGUAAGACGUAGGGCUACCAAAUUCGUCUUGUGGAAAGAUGGAACGUUAUACAAAAGGUCUUUGGAUGGAAUGUUCAUACGGUGUAUAGCCAAGGAGCGUAUUCAAGAGGUAAUGACAGAAAUACAUGCAGGUGUAUGUGGCGCACACCAAAGUGGUCCUAAAUUACAUAUGCAGCUAAAAUGGUUGGGAUACUAUUGGCCAACUAUGAUUGCAGAUUGCAUAGAUUAUGCUCAAAAGUGCCAAGUCUGCCAAUUCCAUGGGAACUUUCUCCACCAACCCCCAGAGCCUUUACAUUUAACAACUUGUUCUUGGCCAUUUGCAGCAUGGGGUAUGGACAUUAUUGGUCCUUUCGUACCUCCAUCUUCAGCAGGAUAUCGAUACAUCCUAGCUGCAACUGACUAUUUCUCAAAAUGGGCAGAGGCCGUGGCUUUAAAGGAUAUAAAAAGCACAGUUGUCUCCGAGUUCAUCCGAACGCAUAUCAUUUACAGGUUCGGGAUUCCAGAAAGUAUCAUCAUGGAUAAUGGACAGCCGUUCAGGAGUGAUACUUUGAACAAGUUAUUUGCUAAGUACAAAAUCAAAAACAACCAUUCAUCAAGAUAUCAUGCACCUGCCAAUGGUUUGGCAGAAGCUUUCAACAAGACAUUGUGCAAAAUUCUCAAGAAAAUGGUGGAUAAGAACAAAAAAGCUUGGCAUGAGAAAUUACAAGAAGCUUUGUGGGCUUAUCGGACUUCGCACAGAACUCCUACUCAAGCAACCCCUUAUUCAUUGGUCUUUGGAGGAGAAGCAGUGUUACCACUUGAGGUUCAAAUACCAUCAUUGCGAGUGGCAAUACAAGAGUCCUUAACGGAAGAUGAAAGCGCAAGAGUGAGGUUGGCUAAGCUCGAGACCCUAGAUGAAAGAAGGUUGUAUGCUCAACAGAAUUUGGAGAUCUAUCAACAAAGGAUGGCAAAUGCGUUCAAUAAAAGGGUGAGGCUUCGCUCCUUUAAAAAGGGAGACUUGGUACUAAUGGUUAGAACACCCAUAAUAGUCUCACGAAGAACCAAAGGAAAGCUUGAGCCCAAAUGGGAAGGACCUUAUGUGAUUGAGAAGGUUUAUUCUAAUGGGGCCUAUUUGUUGAUAACGAUGGAUGGUGACAGAAUCAUUCCCCCAACCAAUGCAAGGUUCUUGAAGAGAUAUUACCCUUAA
Messenger RNA from Camellia sinensis, 3186 nucleotides. The record is from RefSeq and is a predicted model, not a curated record. NCBI's taxonomy places the organism in Eukaryota, Viridiplantae, Streptophyta, Magnoliopsida, Ericales, Theaceae.